Messenger RNA from Synchiropus splendidus (mandarinfish), 687 nucleotides. It is a transcript of the gene smtla, whose product is annotated as somatolactin alpha. The coding region runs from base 1 to 687 and encodes 228 amino acids. The transcript is spliced from 4 exons. NCBI's taxonomy places the organism in Eukaryota, Metazoa, Chordata, Actinopteri, Syngnathiformes, Callionymidae. Gene Ontology annotation, molecular function: growth hormone receptor binding; growth hormone activity. The record is from RefSeq and is a predicted model, not a curated record. Gene Ontology annotation, cellular component: extracellular region. Gene Ontology annotation, biological process: positive regulation of tyrosine phosphorylation of STAT protein; growth hormone receptor signaling pathway; animal organ development.
AUGGCAGUGGUGCAGGGAACGGUUUGGGCCGCGCUGCUCUGGCCCCUCAUUAUGACGGCGAGCAUGCCGCUGGACUGUAAGGACGAGCAGGGCAGCCUCUCGCGCUGCCUGUCAAUCUCCCAGGAGAAACUCCUCGACAGGGUCAUCCAGCACGCUGAGCUCAUCUACCGCGUUUCAGAGGAAGCCUGCACCAUGUUUGAGGAAAUGUUUGUCCCGUUUCCGUUUCGCCCUCAAAUGAACCAGGUGGGCUACGCAUGCAUCACUAAAUCCUUGGCCAUGCCCAGCACCAAAAGUGAAAUCCAGCAGAUAUCUGAUAAAUGGCUGCUGCACUCCGUUCUGAUGCUGAUUCAGUCCUGGAUUGAGCCUCUAGUCUACCUGCAGACCACACUGGAUCGCUACGACGACGCCCCAGAUGUGCUGCUGAACAAGACCAAGUGGGUGUCGGAGAAACUGAUCAGUCUGGAGCAGGGGGUCAUUGUCCUCAUUAAGAAGAUGCUGGAUGAGGGGAUACUGAGCAACAGCUACACCGAGCAGAGCCCCUUCCAGUACGAAGGCCCUCCAGAGAUGCUGGAGUCUGUUGUGAGGGACUACAUGUUGCUCAACUGCUUCAAGAAAGACGCCCACAAGAUGGAGAUAUUCUUGAAACUUCUUAAAUGCAGACAAACAGACAGGAAUAACUGUGCAUAA